UGAAGAACUUGGAAACUGGCAGAAGCACUCCAGGAGUAAAGAUGUUUUUUGGCCGUGAAAUAGUCAAUGUGGAGUUGCUGGAUGAACCAGAUUCAGGCAAGGGAACAGCAGUGCUCUCAGAGUAUGUUGAAAUGUUUCCUUCCUUUCAUGAGAAGAAGGAAGAAGAGCGUGUGGAGUACACGGUUGUUGAUUGUUUCCAGCAGAAAUUUGGCCCAGCAGUGCUGCACCUAAAACAGCAGUGUGUUGUCAGUAUAGCAGGAGAAGGUGUGAAUUUGUGUCGUCAUGGAAAACUCUCAUGGCUUGAGAUAGCAACAAAGAGCCGUAUUUUUCUAUUUGAUAUCUUCCUUCUGGGACCUCAGGCUUUUAAAAACGGAUUACAAAUGGUGCUGGAAGAUAAAAACAUCUUGAAGAUCAUGCAUGACUGCCGCUGGAUCUCAGACUGCCUCUUUCACCAGUAUGGUGUCCUUCUCUUCAAUGUCUUUGAUACACAGGUUGCUGAUGCUCUGCAGUUCUCAAUGGCAACAGGUGGCUUCCUUCCGCACCGUGUCUGCACGUUACAGGAAUGUUUGAUGCAGCAUUUGAAGAUACCUUCCAAAUGGGAUGCCAUCAUGAAGUGCAGGCAGCAGAUGGCUUCAGAGAAUCCUGAUAUAUGGUUCUUGAGACCCUUUCCAGCUUCUCUGCUUAAAGCCCUUGCUCUGAAGGCUAUGUACCUUCUGCUGCUUCACUCAUCUCUAAUGGAUAACUUGAUGUCUGACCUAACAGCUGUAGUACAUGAUUAUUUAAAUGCUUAUCGGACUGAGUCUGAAGAUCAUCUUGGGAGCACAAAGCCCACUUGCAUGGAGCUGCCAGAGGAGCUGCGUCAGCUGGUAGACAUCUGGAAGCUGCGAAGGGAGAAAGCAAUAAAAGACUACAGAAUGAAUGAGGAUGGUCUUUUGAUCAGACCAGUCAUGGAAUUAAAUGAGAGAAACGAUCCACGGAAGGAUGGAAACUACAAAGAUGACAGGGAUUGCUUUCCCACAAAUAAAGCGGUGUCUCAAAAUACAUCCUUCUGCAAUCAGGAUGUACUUUUUCAAGAAAAGCUUGAAAAUCAAAAUCAAGUGGUUUGUAAAACUCUCAUCCAGUCCAGGUAUGUGAAGAGGGGAGCUUUUAAGAUGACUGUUCAUUGA
Messenger RNA from Phaethon lepturus (White-tailed tropicbird), 1166 nucleotides. RefSeq names its product exonuclease 3'-5' domain containing 1 (gene EXD1). The record is from RefSeq and is a predicted model, not a curated record. The annotation marks the transcript as partial. Lineage: Eukaryota; Metazoa; Chordata; Aves; Phaethontiformes; Phaethontidae. Gene Ontology annotation, biological process: nucleobase-containing compound metabolic process. The transcript has 10 exons. Gene Ontology annotation, molecular function: 3'-5' exonuclease activity; nucleic acid binding.